UCAGAAUAUCAUUGACAAGUUUGACUAUUUUUUUUUCUGUGAAAAUAUAAUGAAUAAUUUAACAGAUGCACAUUGGUUUCCCUUAACAUCACAGGGGAACAUUUACUCAAUGACAAAACUGUGUUCUAUCAAUGGACCUAAUAAAGUACUAGUAGCUUCUUUAAAAAGGAAAAUAUAUUCAUGUGAAUAUCAUUUAAUGCCGAAUCUACAUUUAAGACCAUUGGUUAAAGAACUUCUUUUUACUUAUAUUCCCAGUGGUGCAGAAAUUAUAUCUAUUGAUGCUUAUAAUAAGUCUGACAGUGGCGAUGGGUUUGUAAUAGGAAUAACUAUUUUGAAAGCAAGCACAGAUACAUCUGUCGAAAGGUAUUUAAAUAUAUACACAGAAGGUGCUAUAGAUGGAGAAGGAGAUGAAGGAAGUUCAAUUGAAGCUAUAGCACAAAAUUGCCUUAUGGUGGAAUUAGCGUAUACACCAUACCAUUUAUAUCAUACUAUAUUAGCACAACAAAAUACUCCUAAUGAGGUUGUCUGGUUACUCUCUGGUAGUGAUUAUAAAAUACAUAUGAUCCGAGAGGAUAAAUUAAAUCACAGUUAUAGUGAAUCACCCAUUGAAAAAUACUUUCCUGAAUUGCAUGAUAUACAUGGAAUAGCAAUAUGGAUUAAUAUUUACCACUAUGAUAAUUAUAAUUGGAGACUGACGGUAAUUGGUUGUGAAUGUGGAUUGGUAAAUGUAUCUAUAACUAAUGUUUCAGAAUUAAAAAUUUAUCAAAGUUGGAAAUUAAGAUAUGACAAACCUAUCUCUAGUGUAUCUAUUUUUUCAUUACAAAAUAAUAUUGCAAACCCUUCUUUUAUUAAUUCUAAAAGCUCCAAAUAUUUUUUAAAUGAUCAAGAAAUAAAGUUGAAUGUUCUUGUUGUAAAUACAAGUAAUGCAGUUGUCUUUAUGGAUAUUUUAAGUAAUGGGAUGAAUGAAGAUAUAACUUUAAAUGGUAAUGAAACAUCUGACUGCAUUCUAUGUUCCUGUAUUGCUGAUAUAAAUAUGGAUGGCCAAAACGAAAUACUAUUAGGAACUUAUGGUCAAGAAGUUCUCAUUUUUUGUUUCAUAAAUAACACAUGGGAAUUGAUUAUCAGGAAACUAUUUGAUGCUCCUGUACAUUCAAUAUGUUAUAUGGAUAUUACCAAUGAUGGAAUAAAAGAACUUAUUGUACUUACACAACGAGGAGUACAUAUAUUGCAGCAUAAUAUAAUGGAUGUUAAAGAUAAGUGGAAGAAACGGUACAAAAAGCUUUUAGAAGAAAUUAAAAUAUAA
Molecule: messenger RNA, 1303 nt
Organism: Eufriesea mexicana
Lineage: Eukaryota; Metazoa; Arthropoda; Insecta; Hymenoptera; Apidae
Product: kaptin
Exons: 7
Coding region: 50-1303 (417 amino acids)
Biological process (GO): cellular response to amino acid starvation; actin filament organization; negative regulation of TORC1 signaling
Cellular component (GO): lamellipodium; KICSTOR complex; actin cytoskeleton
Molecular function (GO): actin filament binding
Source: RefSeq, a predicted model, not a curated record